This is a messenger RNA of Acytostelium subglobosum LB1, 1092 nucleotides long. RefSeq lists its product as hypothetical. Gene Ontology annotation, cellular component: cytoplasm. Bases 1 to 1092 code for a protein of 363 amino acids. NCBI's taxonomy places the organism in Eukaryota, Evosea, Eumycetozoa, Acytosteliales, Acytosteliaceae. The transcript has 2 exons. The record is from RefSeq and is a predicted model, not a curated record. Gene Ontology annotation, molecular function: zinc ion binding; N-acylphosphatidylethanolamine-specific phospholipase D activity.
AUGCAAUCAACUGAAGAAGAUAAACAAUCACACUUGUCAUUCGCAAGUACACCAUCAUCCAAUUCAUCAGUGUCUGAUGAAUCAGGUGAUGUUGAGGUCACAAGCCCACCACCAAAGACAAUGACCAAGUUUCACAAUGGAAGAUAUAUCAAUCCAUACCGUCCAGAGGGUGUCCCCUAUCUAGAUUUCAUUAAAUGGAACCUUUCAAGAAAGUCAGUAAAGCCAUUAACAGAACAUGAGAAGAAGGUUGAUCACCCUGUGUUGAAGGUCGACUUGGGACAUCUGGCGACGCCAGUACAGGACAGCUCAUUGCGAAUGACAUGGAUCGGUCAUUCAACAUUCUAUGUACAGUUUGCAGGUGUCAACUUCUUGACUGAUCCUGUAUGGGCAGAGCGUGCCUCUCCCGUCUCCUUUGCAGGUCCAAAGAGGUUGCGUCCUGUACCCUGUUCACUGGACGACCUGCCACAACUCGACUUUAUCAUUCUCAGUCACGACCACUUUGAUCAUCUAUGCAUCGACACUGCAAAGAAGAUUGGCAAUCGAGCCAAGUGGUACAUACCUGUGGGCAGGAAGCCUUGGUUCAACGCGAUUGGUAUCACCAAUCUCGAGGAGCUUGAAUGGUGGCAGGAGGCCGACUUUAAUGGCCGCAUCAAGGUGGUCUGUGUGCCAUGCAGCCAUCACAGUCAGCGAUCACCAAUCGACAGGAACGUCAGUCUUUGGUGCUCUUGGAUCGUCGUGGACAAGACCACACAGAAGAAAUACUAUCACAGUGGCGACACAGCAUAUUGCUCGGCAUUCAAAGAGAUUGGACAUCACUACGGUCCCAUCGACCUGAGUUGCAUUGCGAUCGGAGCAUACGAACCAAGAUUCUUUAUCAAGAACUUCCAUAUCAAUCCCGAGGAAUCAGUGAUGGUACACAAGGAUAUCAAAUCAAUACGCAGUGUUGGCAUGCAUUGGGGUACAUUCAUUCUCACUGACGAACCAAUAAUGGAACCACCAAAGUUAUUAAGAGAGGAAGCGACCAAAGCCAACCUGACGGAGGACGAGUUCACCGUCAUGAAGAUUGGUGAGACCAAGACUUACAAUCUGUAG